CUUCAUCCCACAGCAGAUCUUCGUCGCACAGCGGAUCUUCAUCCCUCAGAAAACCUUCGUCUCACAGCAGAUCUUCAUCCUUCAUUCAUCCCACAGCAGAUCUUCGUCUCACAGCAGAUCUUCAUCCUCAGCAGAUCUUCGUCCCUCAGCAGCUCUUCGACCCUCAGCAGCUCUUCGUCUCACAGCAGAUCUUCAUCCCUCAGAAGACCUUCGUCUCACAGCAGAUCUUCAUCCUUCAUUCAUCCCACAGCAGAUCUUCAUCCCUCAGCAGCUCUUCGACCCUCAGCAGACCUUCGUCUCACAACAGAUCCUCAUCUGAUCUCCAGCGUUCAGCGUUGCUCCUCCUCGGUGGCCUGAGCUGCGUUCGAAGCCCAACAUCAGCAUGAACCCCAGACUCAGAGGCUCCGCGUUCAUUGUCCUGCUGGCUGCUCUGAGCAUUGUUGAGGGGAUGGGCGUUAGAGGAAUCGGAAUGGAGCCGCGCUGCCGCUGCAUCAAGACGGAGAGCCGGCGCAUCGGCAGCUACAUCCAGAAAGUGGAGCUGUUUCCUCCGAGCCCCCAGUGCGAGGACACCGAGAUCAUCGCCACUAUGAAGAGGAGCGGGCGGGAGAUCUGCCUGGAGCCCACGGCUCCGUGGGUCAAGAAGGUCAUCGAGAAGAUCUUGGCCAACAAUGAACCUUGAAACAUUCAAGAAAUGUAAAGAAGUAAAGUUUGAAAAGUGUACAUAAGUUGUUGUGAUGGACCGGCGGAGCCUGAUGUCCCCCGUCAUCCCGGAACUGGAAAUGGAUGGUGAUGAUGAUGAUGAUGAUGAUGAUGAUGAUGGGCACAGUGAGACCCCAACAAGGUGCUGAUGCUGCAAGUGAUUCCUCCGUCUCGCUGUGCGUCACUGCUGGAACGAACGUGUUACCCUGAAUUAACACACGCUGUUCACGCACAGCAGGCAUGUGGAAGUGCUGACUAAUUGCACCAUUAAUUCACACUGUGUGUUUUUAUCACAUGUACGUUCAUGUUUCUUUAUUCAUCACACACUUUUCUCCAAAGUGACUUCCAAUGAACUCUGUGUAGUGUUGUCAGCCCGCACACCUU
This is a messenger RNA of Scleropages formosus (Asian bonytongue), 1083 nucleotides long. RefSeq names its product interleukin-8-like. Gene Ontology annotation, molecular function: chemokine activity. Lineage: Eukaryota; Metazoa; Chordata; Actinopteri; Osteoglossiformes; Osteoglossidae. The transcript has 4 exons. The coding region runs from base 383 to 679 and encodes 98 amino acids. The record is from RefSeq and is a predicted model, not a curated record. Gene Ontology annotation, cellular component: extracellular region. Gene Ontology annotation, biological process: chemotaxis; defense response; immune response.